Molecule: messenger RNA, 885 nt
Organism: Pelagomonas calceolata
Lineage: Eukaryota; Pelagophyceae; Pelagomonadales; Pelagomonadaceae
Source: the annotation of a GenBank genome assembly
ACCCAUGCCAGCCUGGGCUGCAGCUGCCAAAUUGGCGCGCGCAGCGGUGACCGGAAGCGCUCGCCCUUAAGGACGCAUCGCUGCGACCUUGCCCUCCGUAAAGACGCAUCGCUUUUCUAGCUGCGACCCCCAAAAAUGCACCCCCUGCACCUAGGCUGCCUCUGCGCCCUCGCUGCCGCAGCAAAGCAGCAGAGCAGCAGCGUGAUCAAGCCAGCAUCGAUGGGCGGCGAGGGCGCCCUGCGCUACCGCGCCCGCAAGAAGGUAAAGAACUGGAUGCGCGAGUUGAAAGCCUCCAUGUCGUCGGACUUUGAACAGGCGUUUCUGAAGGCGACGAGACCGGACAGCCAGGCCCCGAAACCCAAACACGUCGAGUCCAUCGCCCUGAGCAUCGGCGCCUUCGAGGCCUACACGUCGCCGUCCUGCGACCCCUACGGGUCGUUAUUACACAAAGCGUGGUCUAGAUGUGCGGAAACCGACGCGCGCUCCACAACCAAAGCGAUCUACGUCUUGCAUCGACUGGCCUCGUCGCCCGUGUGUUGCGGCGAGAAGGAGUUUGCCGGUUUGGCGAAUGCCUACCGGGAGUUGUGCGGCCAGGUCUCCAAAAAAACUCACACGCACUAUUUCGACCGCAAAGCAGUUCUUAGAACGCUCGCUCCCCAAAAAGACGUGUCCUACUCCGCGAAAAAAUGGCGCAAAUUCUUAGAAAGGUACUUCGGCUUCGUCGACGGCUGCUGGCGCUUCGCGGGCCUAGAACCGCCGGAAUCCGCGCGCGAGGCCUGCGAGGUUUCAUUAGAUCUCUCGCGGCGCGCGGCCGAGACGAUGCGCGCGCUGCCGGCGCCGCCGCGCGAGAACCCGCUCGUCGCGGCCGUUGCGCGGCGUCUCCAG